AUGGGCAAUUGUAGCUUCCGUGCAGAUGCUCUAGAUCAAAUAGAAAACACUACCAUGAGCAAAAACAACUUUACAUUCCAUUAUGUGAUCGGCCGUGGUGGAUUUGGAAAGGUCUGGAGAGUUGAGAAAAAAAAGACUGGACAGCUUUACGCGAUGAAAGAGAUGUCCAAAGCAAGGAUCAUUACUAAAAGAUCUGUAAACUCUGUGAUGAAUGAAAGAAAACUUCUGGCAUAACUCAAGCAUCCGUUCUUGAUUAACAUGAACUACGCUUUUUAAGAUAGAGAAGAUCUCUAUCUGAUUUGUGAUUUAUUAACUGGUGGAGAUUUAAGAUUUCACAUUGGCAAGAAAAAAAGAUUUAAUGAAGAAUAAACGAAAUUCAUGAUAGCUUGCAUGAUUGUCGGAUUAGAAUAUAUGCAUAAUAAUGGAGUUAUACAUCGUGAUAUUAAGCCUGAAAAUGUGGUUAUGGAAAGCAAUGGUUAUGUGAGAAUUACUGACCUAGGAAUCGCAAGAAUAUGGACUCCUGAGAAUUCCUAAGACACCUCCGGCACACCCGGCUAUAUGGCUCCUGAGGUUAUGUGCAGAUAAAAUCACUGCUGUGCUGUAGAUUAUUUUGCUUUAGGUGUAAUUGGCUUUGAAUUUAUGCUUGGAAAGACGCUAUCUUUGCAAAACAAGUCUAAAUUAAGAAACAUGAAAUACCUGAUGGCUGGAGCAUUGAAGCAGCUGAUUUCAUUAAUAAGGUAAAUUAAUCACUUAUCAAUUAUAAAGUGCUUGCAAAGAAAGCCGGCCAAUAGAUUAGGACUUAACGGUCCAAAUGAAGUAAAGUAGCAUGUUUGGAUGAAAGAUUACAACUGGUAGGCCCUUCUUGAUAAGAAACUGCCGGCACCAUACGUGCCAGAACAAGGUGAUGAUAACUUCGAUGCUAAGUAGGCUAAUGGAAACGAUCCUUGGAAGGAGGAGAAUGCUGAGUUACUCAGAUAGAAUUCUCUCUUACUAAGACGAAAUUCAAUUCAAAAUCUAUUUAGUGGAUAUUACUAUGACGUCGAUCUAUUAAGACAGCAAAAAGAAGAGGAAAGAAGAUAAAACUUGGCAAAUGCUGGUGGGAAUCAGGCUGCAAAUGGACCUAAAUCCUCCGGACUAUCUUUACUACCAGAAAAAGCACUGAAACCUAUAAAAAACAAUUCUAAGGCCGCAUCAACUGCCUCUAGUUCAUUUGUGAAUACUCCCACAGCUAAAAUAUAAUGA
Molecule: messenger RNA, 1242 nt
Organism: Stylonychia lemnae
Lineage: Eukaryota; Ciliophora; Spirotrichea; Sporadotrichida; Oxytrichidae
Source: the annotation of a GenBank genome assembly